Rattus norvegicus (Norway rat) is the source of this 1807-nucleotide messenger RNA. Lineage: Eukaryota; Metazoa; Chordata; Mammalia; Rodentia; Muridae. The record is from RefSeq and is a predicted model, not a curated record.
AGAAUAUAAAAGGUAGCUUGUGACACUCUGGAGGAGGAGGAGAGCGAAGACGAUGACGUAGGCACGGAAAUGAAGAUUCUGCGGGGACACUGUGGCCCAGUGUAUAGCACACGGUUCCUCGCGGACAGCUCAGGGCUGCUCUCUUGUUCUGAAGAUAUGUCCAUCAGGUACUGGGACCUGGGGAGCUUCACCAACACUGUGCUGUAUCAGGGACAUGCCUACCCUGUGUGGGACGUGGACAUCAGCCCCUACAGCCUGUACUUUGCCAGUGGGUCCCAUGACCGUACCGCCAGGCUGUGGUCUUUUGAUCGGACGUACCCGCUGAGGAUAUAUGCGGGGCACCUGGCAGAUGUGGACUGUGUCAAAUUCCACCCCAACUCAAACUACUUAGCUACUGGCUCCACUGACAAAACUGUUCGUCUAUGGAGUGCCCAGCAGGGGAACUCAGUGCGGCUUUUUACAGGUCACCGAGGCCCCGUGCUCUCCCUCUCCUUUUCUCCCAAUGGUAAGUACUUGGCAUCUGCUGGUGAGGACCAGCGGUUAGAGUUGUGGGACUUGGCCUCUGGGACACUUUUUAAAGAACUGAGAGGCCACACGGACAGCAUCACCAGUCUGGCCUUUAGCCCGGACAGCGGUCUGAUUGCUUCUGCCUCCAUGGACAACUCUGUACGCGUCUGGGACAUCAGAAGCACGUGCUGCAACACACCAGCUGACGGCUCUUCUGGGGAGCUUGUGGGCGUGUACACUGGGCAGAUGAGCAACGUCCUGAGUGUACAGUUCAUGGCCUGCAACCUCCUCCUAGUGACUGGAAUCACACAAGAGAAUCAAGAACAUUAAGUUUUGAUCCAGGUGGAAGACUGGGUGGGGCUGGAAGAGUGGUCACAGUCCAGGACGUGCUAAAACUGAAUCAGUGAUUGCAAAAGAGCCUUCCCCUACCCCACAUGCACUCUACACAGCCCUGGUGCAUAAGACUCCAGUUGAGAGCUGGGAAGCUCCCCCCAGGCCUGAGGCCUCCUGCUUCAUGCAGGCAUCCUGCUUUUGCAUCUGUCUCUUCCCAGUGGGUGUACUGGACAGCUGCAGAACUCUCCCUAUAGCAGCUGUAGACAGUCUCUCCUGUGGCUGCCCCUUGAGGGAAGUGGGGACAAAACCAGGAUUUUUAUUAUAUAAUUAAUUUUAUUAUUGAGAAGAGGAAACCUAGCACUGGCAGCAAGUGACUCCUGGCACUGGCUAUAAUACUUGGAAUUUUGAGGUUCAGGGAAUUUAGACUCUGGUGGCCCAGUGUAUCAGGAGAAAGGGGCACCAUAACCAUAUGCUGUGCUUCUGUGGGCAGGCAGGCAGGUAGCGACUGAGCAUGGGCUCCUGCAGUGAUGGUGGCAGAGGUGGUUCUUCCAUUGGCUGCACUUUUGUCAGCCUUUAUACCCUGGGGAGAAGCACUAUGGUGGGCAGAGGGUGAGCCUCAGCGCUGCGCCAGUCACCUAGGGUUCCAGCCCUACACCAUCAACAAAUUAUGAUAAAGAGUAAUUUUGAAUAAGUCACAAGAUAGACAAGAAAUGCUGGAUUUAAAGAUAACUUUUUGUGGCUUGUUGGUCUUUUUUUCUCCCUCAAUGACCUGCUUCCACCUCACUGCAGUGUUGAUAGUGAACGGGAUGAAUCAUGAGUGCACACUCAAAAAUAUCGACCAUGCUUUAAGGACAAAGCAAGUUCUGAUGUCUGCUAAAGGAUUAAAUAUUUCUGUUUUCUGAAAAGAGUUAUUUUGUAUUUUGUUUUCUAUUAAAAUGUAUUUAGUUUCAAAAAAAAGAAUAUAAAA